Molecule: messenger RNA, 3204 nt
Organism: Miscanthus lutarioriparius
Lineage: Eukaryota; Viridiplantae; Streptophyta; Magnoliopsida; Poales; Poaceae
Source: the annotation of a GenBank genome assembly
AUGGCGGCGGAGAAGCUGCGGGAUCUUAGCCAGCCAAUUGACGUGCGGCUGCUCGACGCCACCGUCUCAGCGUUCUAUGGCACCGGCUCCAGAGAGGAGAGGCAUGCGGCAGAUCAAAUCUUGCGUGAGCUGCAGAAUAAUCCAGAUAUGUGGCUACAAGUGGUUCACAUUCUGCAGAACUCCCAAAAUUUGAAUACCAAGUUCUUUGCUCUCCAAGUACUUGAAAAUGUUAUCAAAUAUAAAUGGAACGCUUUGCCAGUGGAACAACGUGAUGGUAUGAAGAAUUAUAUAUCUGAUGUCAUUGUUCAGCUCUCAAGCAAUGAGGUUUCCUUUCGACAAGAGAGACUUUAUGUCAAUAAGCUCAACAUUAUUCUGGUGCAGGUUUUAAAGCAUGAGUGGCCUGCCAGGUGGACAACCUUCAUCCCUGAUCUUAUUGCAGCAGCAAGGAGUAGUGAAACAAUAUGUGAGAAUUGUAUGGCAAUACUGAAGCUGUUAAGUGAAGAAAUUUUUGAUUUCUCAAGAGGGGAAAUGACGCAACAAAAGAUCAAAGAGCUGAAGGGUUCACUAAAUAGUGAAUUUCGUCUUAUUCAUGAGCUCUGCUUAUAUGUCCUGUCUGUGUCACAAAGACCUGAACUUGUUCGUGCUACAUUGGCCACACUUCAUGCUUUCCUGUCAUGGAUCCCCAUCGGUUUCAUAUUUGAAUCACCUCUGCUGGAGACACUUUUGAAGUUUUUCCCUAUUGCUGCUUACCGGAAUCUUACACUUCAAUGCCUAACAGAGGUUGCUGCUCUUCAUUUCGGUGAUUUCUAUGACAUGCAAUAUGUCAAGAUGUAUUCAGUCUUUAUGGUGCAGCUGCAGGCUAUUCUUCCUUGUGGAACAAUUUCAGAUGGCUAUGCCAAUGGUUCUAAUGAAGAACAGGCAUUUAUCCAAAAUCUUGCACUUCUUUUGACAUCCUUCUUCAAGAAUCACAUGCGCAUACUGGAAACAACUCCUGAAAAUAGAGCUGCAUUGCUUUUGGGCCUUGACUACCUCAUUGAAAUUUCAUUUGUUGAUGACACAGAGAUGUUUAAGGUCUGCUUGGAUUACUGGAAUCUGUUUGUUCUAGAAUUAUUUGAAACAUACAACCAAGUGGAGCGAUUGAUGGAACUUCAGACUCAGCUGAUUCCUGGAACUGAUGAUGGUACGCUCAUAGCUGUUCAACAUAGGAGGCAACUUUAUGCAGGAUCACUUUCGAAGUUAAGAACGUUAAUGAUCUGUCGGAUGGCAAAGCCAGAGGAGGUUUUGAUUGUUGAAGAUGAGAAUGGGAAUAUUGUACGAGAAACAUUGAAAGAUAAUGAUGUCCUUGUUCAGUACAAGAUCAUGAGGGAAACACUAAUAUACUUGUCACAUCUUGAUCACGAAGAUACAGAACAGCAGAUGUUGAGGAAAUUAAGCAAGCAAUUAAAUGGUGAAGACUGGAGCUGGAAUAACUUAAAUACUCUAUGCUGGGCAAUUGGAUCCAUUUCUGGUUCUAUGGUGGAGGAACAGGAAAACCGGUUUUUGGUUUUGGUUAUUCGUGAUUUGUUGAAUCUUUGUGAGAUUACGAAAGGGAAAGAUAACAAAGCUGUGAUAGCAAGUAAUAUUAUGUAUGUUGUGGGGCAAUAUCCAAGGUUUCUAAGGGCACACUGGAAGUUUUUAAAAACAGUGGUCAACAAAUUAUUUGAGUUCAUGCACGAGAUGCAUCCUGGAGUUCAGGAUAUGGCAUGCGACACUUUCCUGAAAAUUGUUCAGAAGUGCAAGCGCAAGUUUGUGACACUCCAGGUGGGUGAGAAUGAACCAUUUGUUUCUGUGCUGUUGUCCAACCUUCCUACCACAAUAGCAGACCUUGAGCCUCAUCAGAUCCAUUCAUUCUAUGAAUCGGUUGGUCAGAUGAUUCAAGCUGAAUCUGACAAUACUAAGAGGGAGGAGUAUCUCAAGAGAUUGAUGAGCCUACCUAAUCAGAAAUGGGUUGAAAUAAUUGGGGAGGCUGGCCGAAGCACUGAUAUUUUGAAAAACCAAGAUGUCAUCAGAUCUGUUCUGAACAUCUUACAGACGAACACAGGUGUUGCAUGCUCACUUGGACCUUAUUUUUUCCCACAAAUUUCAGUAAUCUUUCUGGACAUGUUGACAGUGUAUAGAAUGUACAGCGAACUGGUGUCAAACACUAUCUCUGAAGGAGGGCCUUUUGCUUCAAAGACAUCAUUUGUAAAACUUCUGAGAUCAGUAAAGAGGGAGACAUUAAAAUUGAUCGAGACUUUUCUGGACAAAGCCGAAGAUUUACCACACUUGGGGAAACAGUUUGUUCCCCCAAUGAUGGAUCCUGUUCUAGGUGAUUACGCUAGAAACGUGCCUGAUGCAAGAGAAUCUGAAGUUUUGUCAUUAUUCGCGACAAUUAUAAACAAGUACAAAGGUGAGAUGCUUGAGGAAGUUCCUCGCAUUUUUGAGGCUGUUUUUCAGUGUACUCUUGAGAUGAUCACCAAAAACUUUGAAGACUAUCCUGAGCAUCGCCUUAAAUUUUUCUCCUUGCUUCGUGCCAUUGGUACACAUUGUUUCCAAGCUUUUAUUCAGCUCUCUAGUCAGCAACUAACGCUUGUUAUGGAUUCCAUAAGUUGGGCAUUUCGACAUACAGAGAGAAAUAUUGCUGAGACCGGUCUAAGCCUGUUAUUGGAAAUUUUGAAGAACUUCGAGGCUUCAGGGUUCCAAAAUCAGUUCUACAAGACAUACUUCUUAAAUAUCGAGCAGGAGAUAUUUGCAGUGCUCACAGACACAUUCCACAAACCUGGUUUCAAGCUUCACGUUUCUGUGCUUCAACAUUUGUUCUAUGUGGUUGAUGGUCUAACGGAGCCUCUCUGGGAUGCCUCAGCAGCUCCUUCUCAAUUCACAAAUAAUGCAAUGUUUGUUCGAGACUACACUAUUAAACUUCUCAGCUCAUCCUUUCCUAACAUGACGCCUGUAGAGGUAGCAAAGUUUGUUGAUGGACUUUUUAGUUCAAAAACUGAUCCUCCCAAUUUUAAGAAUCAUAUAAGGGAUUUUCUUGUUCAAUCGAAGGAGUUCUCUGCCCAGGAUAACAAGGAUCUAUAUGCUGAAGAGGCUGCUGCUCAGAGGGAAAAGGAACGCCAACGUAUGCUUUCCAUUCCAGGGCUCAUCGCCCCGAAUGAAUUGCAGGAUGAGAUGGUGGAUUCAUAG